AUGUCUAAAUAUCGUCCAGUACUUCGAGCACCAAAAGUUCCUAAAUCUAAUAAUAUUGAAGAUGUCUUAAAAUUUAUUCAAGAGCAGAAGGAGAAACCAUCAGAGGCUGCAGCAGCCGCUAAAAAACUCACAAAAAUCUCGAAUGAUGUCAAAAAUCGAGAGAAAAAAGCUACUCAAGUGAAAGCAUUCAUGAUAGAAUUCCGUAAAGUAAUGAAAGGUGCAGAAACAGGCAAACAAUUAUGUACUUCAACACUGAUAGAUUUAUCUGGUACCCUUCCAGAACUACCAGAAUUACUUAAAUUUGAUGCUUCUCUUCAAAACAAAACAAAUCAAGACGUAAUGUCAUGUAUUUCUUAUUUAGAAAGAUUACAAUCUUUACUAACUCGCGAUAAAAACGUUCCAAACAAUCAGAUGUAUAAAAGUAUACAUGAUGAAUUUGAACAGCAUUUAGAAUGCCUCUAUCUUCCUGAAGAAUACGAUCAAAUUGUCGAAAUAGUUGAAAAAACGAAAUUACAACCUAUCGAAAAGCAAAAAAUCGACUUAAGCGGACUUAACGAUGAAUGGAAACAGUCAAUUACUGAUCAAAUUGAUGCUUUUAAUAAGAUUGAAGAUGAAUUAAAGAAAAAACAUCGCGAUUGGCUCGUUGAAAAUGGAUUUAACCCAGACGAACAAUUUGGUGGCUGGGAGGAUCUUGAACAUCAGCGCUUUAUUCUUACAAAUUGCGGUGAAAUUACUGUUGAAUUUAAUAAUAAAUCACCAGAAGAACUUAUUCGCCACAAGAAAUGGUACAUCAAGGAGCAAUUCCUUAACAAGAAGAUCGAUGCUUUACAUCAGGAGCUCAAAACUCGUAUUGCAAAGAUGAAAUUAGAUGCACAAGAAGAAGAAAGACAAAAGGAAGAACAGAGGUUGAAAGAUGAAAUGGUUAGACAAAGAGUGGAAGCAAUGAAUGAAGAAAAGUCAGUUCUAGAUGAGCGAUUGAAAGUAGAAAGGGAAGAAAAAAGAAAAAGAGACUUAGAAAAACAAGAACAAGAGGAAAUUGAAAGACAAAAGAAGGAGGAAGAAGAAAGGAAGCAGAAACAGCUUUAUAAUGAAGAAAAAAUGCAGCUUAAAAAUAGAGUUAAUGCAGAAAAAGAAAGAAGAAAAGAAAUUGAAGAUCGAAUUCAAAGAAACAGAGAAAUUGAAGCAGAAAGACAGAAAGCAGAGCUAAAAGAAAGAAGAAAGGAAAUGAAAGUUGUUGUAAGUGGAAGAAGACAAAUUGAGGAAAUUCGAAAGAGAGAAAGACAAGCAAAGGACAGAGAACGAUACCAGCAGAAGUUAGAGCAACAGAAGAGACUAGAAAUGCUUGCACAACAGGUUAGAGAUGAGUUUGGUUUAGAUGAUUUAGUUGCUGAUCCAGAAAAGCCUACAAAGAUCAUGGAAAUUAGAAGAAAUGCAGAGAAAGAAGAAAAACCAAUGUUCAAUCCAACAUCAUUCGCUUCUUCUGUUAUUGAAAUGGAUCCAAGAAUUAGAAUUGAAAAUGCUUUGAGAGAAGCAGGUUUAAUGAACUCACCAUAUGCACAAAAUGUUAUCACUCAAAUGUCUGCACUCCGUCCGGCUCCUGGUAUGGAGUCUCAUAUCAAAUUCUAA
Messenger RNA from Trichomonas vaginalis G3, 1626 nucleotides. RefSeq names its product mutated in bladder cancer 1 family. The transcript has a single exon. The record is from RefSeq and is a predicted model, not a curated record. Bases 1 to 1626 code for a protein of 541 amino acids. Lineage: Eukaryota; Parabasalia; Trichomonadida; Trichomonadidae.